Molecule: messenger RNA, 1544 nt
Organism: Daphnia carinata
Lineage: Eukaryota; Metazoa; Arthropoda; Branchiopoda; Diplostraca; Daphniidae
Product: protein FAM8A1-like
Exons: 4
Coding region: 72-872 (266 amino acids)
Source: RefSeq, a predicted model, not a curated record
UGUAAUCUUUGAAACAAAAACUAGAACUAAGUCAAAUCGUUUUCGAGUCCACACUCCAAAAUACCUAUAUUAUGAGUAGUAUUGUGGAUGAAUCAGAAAGUGUAGGUUCUGCUGGACAACCCCAAGGAAUGGCAGAAUAUACCGAUCAGCUGAGAAGCUGGUUAGGUGAAGCUUAUCAAUGGCAGGCAUUGCAAUGCCUUCCAUAUUUAAUGCCUUCGCUAUUUAUUCAAAGUCGGUAUCGACCAUUACCUAGCCCAGAAGUUUCAGCUCCACCAGAACCACAGGUACAAAACCACCAACAGAGACAACAGUCUAAUGUCCCAGGUUCCAUCCCAGCAGAAGCACAAAUUGAAGGAAGAGUUUUUGAAGUUCCUAAGCUUUCCAAACGAUUGUUGGCUGAAGUUAUUGAUUUUGGUUUGCUGUUUUUCAUCAAAGCAUUUUUGACAUUAACUGUCCUAGAUGCUUGGAACAUGGAAGAUUCAAAUUUUUUUCAAACGGACACUGACCUAACAGAAGAAACUGAUUAUGAAAUGGCUAUGGCAAUCACAGCAAAUUUAUUGACUAUUGAAUUGAUCCAUCGUUUGCUAGUAGUUUUUUAUGAGGUUUGCUUCACCCUGCAAGGUGGCACCCCAGGAAAACGAACAAUGGGCAUAAGUAUAAUCUCCUGCACCAAGUGUGUCCCUGUUGGCGAAAGUCGAGUACUUGUGCAACCUGCGACAGGCGUCACGUUUUGGAGAUCUCUUGGUCGAGCAUUCCUAAAGAAUAUGGGGACAGCUAUUCUGUUUCCAACUUUCCUCCCACUGAUGGUUGUGCAACACAAUCGCACGCUUUAUGAUAUUCUUUGUGGUACGAUCGUUGUUGAAACUGAAUGACCUGAACUUUGCAUGAAUUUAAGUCCGAGAUUGUUCAUCUUUGCUUAACACUGGACAUUGGCAAUUUCAUGUUCACAUUUCAUCACUGACAUUUUUGUUUGAGCUAAGUAUUUCAGUGUCGACCAAAUGUUUCCUGUGUUUUCUAUUCUGAAGAUUUACUGAACGUUUAAAAUUUACCAUUAAUAUGGGAUUCCUGUGAAUCGUUAUUCGUUAUACAUUAAACAACUUCAAUCAUUUUGAUUCAGUAAUAGUAGGUGGUGUUAGUAGCGUACUCCGUUAAUUAUUUAAUGGAUGUGGGACGUUGGCACAGUUUAGAACUACGUACAGUAGAAAAACAAAAAUGUUAUUUUCAUACCACUUUGGCAACUAACGUUUCCUUAACCACUAAUAAUCCGGGUUUACGUUUUAGUUAGUUUUAUAUGGUCUAUUUUUUGACGGCCGACGAAUUUUUUCUCCAUUGUACAAUCAUUGAAAAGUCGUGGCGAUCAGGUAAUAUCUAUUUCUUGUCGCCUUGAGUGCAUUCCAGUAUAUGUUGCUUGAAUUUAUGGUUUUGAUCUUCAAAGAAAUCAAUGUACGUAUACUUUUCCUUGGUAUUUUUUAAUUGACCGUAUAUCCUUGGAUUUAUCUUUGUGAUUGGGGAUAGGUAUGGUACACUAGUAUUUUGACCUCAAA